UUACGUAGGCAAGGCAGGACAGAAACUCGCCGGACGCGAAGCCAAAAAGCGCCUCAGGAAGACAGAAGCGAAGCGCCGCCGUCCCAUCGCCCGCCUGCUCGCCAACGCUGCGCCCGUCGCGCCCGCCUCUUUGCCUGAAUCUGCCUCCCCCUCUGAGGCUCGAGCGAGCCUCCUUCACUGGCAGCCGGGGUCGGCUUCGCUCCCUGCCCAGCCUAGGGGGCUGCUUCUUGCAACGGCAUGGCCAGUGAGAGACGAGAUAGCAAGGCGGCGGCAUUUUUCUGCCUGGCCUGGGCACUCUGCUUGGCUCUCCCGGGCUUCCCGCAGCAUGUAGGUGGCCGAGAAGACAGAGCGGACUGGACUCAGGAGAAGUAUUCCCAUCGCCCAACCAUUUUAAAUGCAACUAGCAUCCUACAGGUCACCUCACAGACAAAUGUUAAUAGCAUGUGGCAAAAUGACCUUCAUCCAAUCCUGAUUGAGAGAUAUCCAGGAUCACCUGGGAGCUAUGCUGUGCGGCAGCAUAUCAAGCAUCGCCUACAAGGAUUGCAAGCUGGCUGGCUGGUUGAAGAAGACACAUUUCAGAGUCAUACUCCUUAUGGAUACCGCACUUUUUCAAAUAUAAUCAGUACUCUCAAUCCCCUUGCCAAACGCCAUUUGGUGGUUGCUUGCCAUUAUGACUCAAAAUAUUUUCCACCGCAGCUGGAUGGUAAAGUGUUUGUUGGAGCCACUGACUCAGCUGUACCUUGUGCAAUGAUGCUAGAAUUGGCAAGGUCCUUGGACAGACAGCUUUCUUUUCUGAAGCAAAGCAGUUUGCCACCCAAGGCAGAUCUUUCUCUGAAGCUUAUUUUCUUUGAUGGUGAAGAAGCUUUUGUGCGAUGGUCCCCUUCUGAUUCCUUGUAUGGCUCUAGAUCUUUGGCCCAGAAAAUGGCAUCUACUCCUCAUCCACCAGGUGUCAGGAACACAAAUCAAAUUCAAGGCAUUGAUCUUUUUGUGUUGCUGGAUUUAAUUGGUGCACGAAACCCUGUUUUUCCUGUUUACUUUUUGAAUACAGCUCGAUGGUUUGGGAGACUUGAAGCCAUUGAACGAAACCUUCAUGAUUUGCAUUUGCUAAAUAAUUAUUAUUCUGAGAGGCAGUACUUCCGGAGUAAUUUACGUCGACAUCCAGUUGAGGAUGACCAUAUUCCAUUUUUGAGAAGAGGUGUCCCAAUCCUACACUUGAUACCUUCACCUUUCCCUAGAGUAUGGCAUACUAUGGAGGACAACGAAGAGAAUCUUGACAAGCCAACUAUUGACAACCUCAGCAAAAUUCUGCAAGUUUUUGUGCUGGAAUAUCUCAACUUGGGAUAACUGUUACCCUUAAAUUGAUAUUUUGCUCUAAACACCUAGCUCUGUUUAGGAUUCUUCCAAGAAUAGGCCUUUACUGUAGAUACAGCAAUCAGAUCUCCUACUUUACGCCUUGACCAUGACAAAAACUGAAAGAUUGUCCAUCUAGAUUUUAUAAUGUUAGUGAAAUUUUAAAAUUUAUUCCUAAGCAACAAAUACCUGGCAGUGUCAAAGUUAAUUGUUAUUAUGAGAAGCUGGAUGUAAAAAAAAAAUCAAAAUAUCAUUUUUAAUUUAAUUGACUUUUUAAUUUAACAAUGAAUGGGAAGUGUUUAUAUAUCUUAGAUGUUAACUUCUUUCUAUUAAUAUUUAAUAUAAAUGUUUAAUAACUUGACAAAAGUGAUGUUAAAAAGAACAAUGAAGCAUCUCAGGGUGAGAAUCUGAGCAACUUUGACCUGCCAAUUCACACAAGUGCAAAAACAACAACAACACCUGUAUGUGGCUAGUUUAUUGCACUGCUGUUUGAAUGAUUCCCAAAUAUGAUUUAAGGUGCCAAUGUUGUAGUCUUCUAUAGCUGUGAGUGCCAAUAAAAAAAUGGAGUGACUGCCUGGACUACAAUUCUGAACCAGGUGUGUAAAUCA
Molecule: messenger RNA, 1958 nt
Organism: Notechis scutatus (mainland tiger snake)
Lineage: Eukaryota; Metazoa; Chordata; Lepidosauria; Squamata; Elapidae
Gene: QPCT
Product: glutaminyl-peptide cyclotransferase
Molecular function (GO): glutaminyl-peptide cyclotransferase activity; zinc ion binding
Source: RefSeq, a predicted model, not a curated record